Messenger RNA from Cimex lectularius (bed bug), 2286 nucleotides. Its product is annotated as protein regulator of cytokinesis 1-like. NCBI's taxonomy places the organism in Eukaryota, Metazoa, Arthropoda, Insecta, Hemiptera, Cimicidae. Gene Ontology annotation, cellular component: spindle; cytoplasm; mitotic spindle midzone. Gene Ontology annotation, biological process: mitotic spindle midzone assembly; microtubule cytoskeleton organization. The transcript is spliced from 13 exons. Bases 173 to 2053 code for a protein of 626 amino acids. Gene Ontology annotation, molecular function: microtubule binding. The record is from RefSeq and is a predicted model, not a curated record.
CGGGAAGGCAUUGAAGGCGGAACCGUUUCACAGGACCGCCGAGUGGGAAAAACGAACUUGUAACGGAACCGUCUUCGCCCCGCUGUUUUGUUACAUCGAUUUAGAUUCCAAUUCCACCCAAGUACAUACACUCCGUUUAUUUUGACACAAUUGUUGGAUUUUUCGAGAGGAAAUGAGUGCCAAGUUGAUCGAAAAUGGAAUUCAAGAGCUCCUCAAGAAAUUUGACACCAUGACAAUUGAAUUUAUCUCCGAGUUACUACAGAAAUGGAAGACCAUGUAUGUUGUCGAUGAUAUUUUCAUUGACAAAAAAUUCAAACAGUUAUUAAAUUAUUUAGAGGAAUUUUAUUCGGAGAUUCUAGAAUCAUCUGAAAAAAGGAAAGAGGAGCUUAUAAAAGAGAUUGAAGACAAGCUUAAAGAGCAUUCCUUGCUUCAGAAGGAACUGCGGUUAGAAAUAAAGCGAAAUGUUAAAGAAAAUGAACCGCUAACUGUGGUCAUCAGCAAGUUGGAUGAUGCAAUGAGUGAAUAUAAGGAGUUGAAGAAUAUGCGCAUAAAAAAAAUGGAAGCUUUGAAAUUAAAGGAAACUGAGCUUUGUGCACUGUUAUCCCGACCAGAGCUUGAAAUCAAUGACCCAGUACCUUCUGAAGCACAGCUUAUUCAAAUUGAAGAAUAUAUUUUUAAACUUCAACAAGAAAAGAUUGAAAAACAAAGCAUCUAUCACACGGCCAAAGCAAGAAUCACAGAAAUGAUGGGACGUCUUGAACAGGAGCCUCAGCUGGCAUUUGAAAAAGAGGUCUUCGGAGAAAAGUUCAUACUCUCAGACGAAAAUUUGAAACAACUGAAAGCUCUUGAAUCGUGCCUGGAAAAUGACAUUGAACAUGCUGAAAUGAAAAUAUCUCUAUUGAAAGCAAAACUUGAGAAAUUGUGGAGUCGAAUAAAUGUUGAUAGGGACUACAAACAAGAGUUUUUUGUCAAGUAUAAGGGUGUUGGAAAAUCAGUGUCAGAUGCAUUCAUGGCUGAACUGGAACGAUGCGAGGAGAUCAAACUGGCUAACAUUAAGCCUAUGGUGUUAAAUGCACGGCAAGAAAUUUCAGACCUAUGGGACAAAUUGACAUAUGUUGAUGAGCAGCGGAAAGAAUUCCAUCCUUAUUACACAGAUCUUUUCUCUGAGGAUGUACUCGAUCUCCACGAGAUGGAGUGCACAAAGCUCCACAAUUUUUACGAAGAGAACAAGUUGAUCUUUGAACUGGCCGACAAGAGGGAAGUCCUUUGGCAGAGGAUGCUUCAUUUGGAAGAUGUAGCACAAGACAAGUCAAGAUUGUUUAAUAAUCGUGGUGGGAAGCUCUUAAAAGAAGAAAAAGAAAGAAAACAUUUGGAGAAUAGUCUACCAAAAAUUGAUGCACAACUGAGGCAAGAAUUAAGUAAUUUUCAAGAGAACCACGGCACUCCAUUUUUGUGGUAUGGCGAAGAUCUUUUGGCAAAGAUCAACUCUUCAUGGGAAGAACGGGCCCAAUUGAAACAAUCAAAAAUACAAUCAAGGAAAAAUGUUCAAAAAUCAGAAGCAAAUGCUCCUAUGUCUGCGAAGAGGAAGACCCCGAUGACUCCGAAGGUUGUAGGAAAUAAAAAAGUUUGCAGACGGCAAGACGAGUCACAGGGCGUAGGCAACCAAACAAUCAUUAUUUCAGGAUCGGAUACCAAUGGGAAAGUUUAUCAAGCGAAGUGUUUAAAGAAAACACCUUCCAGUCAGGUAUAUCCAAUUCAAGCUAUGACACCAGCUCCUGCUGAUGUCAGCAAUGCAAGUAUUGCUUCAUACUCACAUUUUCAGGAACAAAUUGAGUCCGUGUAUCUAGUAACUCCCAAGAGUUGUAAUGGGAAGCGGCCCGCGCAAAAAGAAAACGACGCUUCCCCAAUUAGGACACACUCGUCACCAACAGCGACACCGAAGAGUGCCAAAAGGACCCGGUAUAUAACUACUGGGCUAACAACGCCAAAAAUAACACCAAGGAGGCUCAUCACAGGAAGUGCAUCAGAAAAAAAAAGACUUCUUCCCAGAUAAAAAUAUAACAUAUAAAAAAAUGUUUUCUUACUUUUAUUUUAACCAUAUAUAUCUGUUAUAUUUACUGAACAUAAAACAAACGUUGUGCAUGCAAUGUUGAUACUCAUAAUUGCUGUAUAAAAAACUUGUUUCUUUUUUUAAUUGAGAGGUUCAAUCACACUUUAUACUAUAUAUUUUAAACUUCUGUGAUUUGUGUUUGGAAAUGAUUAUUAAAGUUUUUCUUUGUUUUUUAA